CCACAUUCGAUAAACAUACAAACAUUAGUACCGCAUUUGACGAUUCUUUCACCUUAUCCACACAAAAUGUUGGAUCUCACCUUCUUCACCUUAUUCCUCUCCUUCAUUUCUGUUCUUAUCUCCAUAAUCUUCUUCAUCGCAACUACUUCUCAGCCUCCAGACAAAACUCCAUGUCCAGAGUCAUACCCUAUCAUCGGAAACCUCCCUGGUUUCCUCCGCAAUCGCCACCGGUUCCACGAGUGGGUCACUGACAUGCUUUCCCAGACCCCAUCAUCAACUAUCAAAGUCAGUUCCCCCUUCUUCUAUGGCAUUUGCACUGCAGACCCUCUGAAUGUGGAGCACCUUCUUGUCACCAACUUCUCUAAUUACACCAAAGGCUCUCGCUUUCUCAAUUACCUUUAUGAACUCUUAGGUGAUGGAAUCUUCAAUGUCGAUGGUCAUCUUUGGACUAUGCAACGUAAGAUUGCAAGUUACGAAUUCAAUACUAAAUCUCUCAAACAUUUUAUAUCAAAUAUAGUCAGAUCUGAAAUGUCCAAAACCCUAAUGCCAUAUCUAUGCAAAGCAAGUGAUGAGAAUUCUGUCAUUGACUUUCAGCAAGUGUUAGGGAAGUUCACUUUCAACACUAUAUGCAAAGUUGCUUUUGGAGUAGAAAUUGAACAUAUAGUAAAUUGUUCUUUUGCUGCAGCUUUUGAUGAUGCUGAGGAGAUUUGCUUUUCAAGGUUCUUAUCUCCAUUUCCAUUCAUAUGGAAGCUUAAAAGAUUUUUCGAUAUUGGAUCAGAGAAGAGAUUCAAAGAAGCCAUUAAAAUAAUCAACGAGUUUGCUUUGGAGAUUAUCAAGUCAAAACAAGAAGAGAAUAGUGAAAGUGCAGGCAAGAAUCAAGACUUGUUAUCAAGAUUUAUGUUUUUGAGCUCUAAUAUUGAAUUUCAAGAUCAAGAACAUAAGAUUAAGUUCUUGAGAGAUAUUGUUAUAAGUUUUGUACUUGCUGGCAAAGACACUACUUCAACGGUCUUAACAUGGUUUUUCUGGCUAGUCGCCGGCAACCCUCGUUGUGGAUAUUUGAUUUACCAAGAACUGACUGAAGUAGGAACGCCGCCGGAAUCAGAGGCGGUGUCGGUGGAGGAAAUCAGGGCAAGGAUUUUUAGCUAUGAUGAGUUGAAGAAGCUUCAUUAUUUGCAUGCGUGUCUAUCGGAGACGAUGCGGUUGUUUCCACCCAUAGCAAUCAAUUCGAGAUUAGCGGUGGAUGAUGAUGUUUUACCGGAUGGGACCCACGUAGGAAAAGGGUCGUCUGUUGAUUAUUCUGCUUAUGCAAUGGGCAGGAUGGAGAAAGUGUGGGGCCCUGAUUGUAGGGAGUUCAAGCCUGAGAGGUGGUUGGAUAAAGAGGGGAAAUAUCAGCCGUCCGAUCAAUUUAGAUUUCCUGUGUUUCAUUGUGGGCCUAGGACUUGUCUGGGAAAGGAUUUGGCUUACAUACAAAUGAAAGCAAUUGCAGCGGCUGUCAUGUAUGAGUUUGAAAUCUUGGCUAUUGACGAAGGUGCAAAUGUAGAGAGGAUGAUGGACCCGCCUUACGUCAUAACAAUGCUUCUUAAGAAAAGAGGUGGCUUACCUGUUAGGCUAAAGAGAAGAGAGAAACGAAUUAAAAAUAGUAAAGUCAGCAUCAAGAGUUAAUUACCAUCUUUGACUUUUGGCUUUUUUUUUUGCCCUUUUACUUACUACUUAAUUUUGUAAAUUUGGGAAAAUAUUUAUAAAAAUAUUUAAUUAGUAUACA
Messenger RNA from Jatropha curcas, 1762 nucleotides. Lineage: Eukaryota; Viridiplantae; Streptophyta; Magnoliopsida; Malpighiales; Euphorbiaceae. The record is from RefSeq and is a predicted model, not a curated record.